Molecule: messenger RNA, 741 nt
Organism: Caenorhabditis remanei
Lineage: Eukaryota; Metazoa; Nematoda; Chromadorea; Rhabditida; Rhabditidae
Exons: 3
Coding region: 1-741 (246 amino acids)
Biological process (GO): endoplasmic reticulum membrane organization
Cellular component (GO): plasma membrane; endoplasmic reticulum membrane
Molecular function (GO): FFAT motif binding
Source: RefSeq, a predicted model, not a curated record
AUGUCCGACAAGCACAGUCUUCUGCAAGUGACUCCAAACCGUGAACUUACGUUCACUGGUCCAUUCACGGAUGUUGUUACCGCCCACAUGACACUCAAAAACACGUCAUCGAAUCCAGUAUGCUUCAAAGUGAAAACGACGGCUCCGAAACAGUAUUGUGUCCGUCCGAACUCUGGACUCCUUAAACAAGGAGACUCGAAGCAAAUAACAGUGAUGCUGCAACCACUUGAAGGAAUCCCAUCAGAUGCUGGACGUCACAAGUUCAUGGUUCAAUCGUGUGUUGCUCCUGCUGAAGAUCUUCAAGAUUUGGAAUCGAUUUGGAAGGUUGUCGAUCCAUCAGAGCUUACCUACAGCAAGCUGAUGGUCACUUUUGUCGACAAAAAGAAUCCAGCAUCUGGAGACGAUAGCAAGACAUUCAUCGCCAAUGGAAGCGAAGAAACAUUCUCUUCUGGACAAGCGCAAGAGCUCGGAAGUUCUUACUCUGCUAAUACUUCCCAACAAGACGGAACUGUCGCGUCGCUUCGCAAGUCGUUGAAAUCGACGAUUGAUGAGAAGGACGAGUUGCAGAAGAAAGUUAACGGAUUGGAGCAAGAGAUUGAGGUCAUGCUCAAGAAGAACCGUAAGCUGCAACAAAAUCAAGCGGAUGGUGCUGUUGUCGAGGGAACAUACCCAUCUCUGCAAGUAGUUCUGAUUGCGAUUGCCACAUUGCUCAUCGGACUCAUUCUCGGUCAUCUUUUCUAA